Molecule: messenger RNA, 1767 nt
Organism: Entrophospora candida
Lineage: Eukaryota; Fungi; Glomeromycota; Glomeromycetes; Entrophosporales; Entrophosporaceae
Source: the annotation of a GenBank genome assembly
AUGCAAGAGCUACCACCAAUAACGACAUCAGCAAACCAACCACAACAACCAAAUAGAGGAGGACCUUUGUUAAUCGUACAACAACAAUCAAUUCAACCAGCAGCCACCACUGCCAUUACUUCUGCUACCACUACCAUGCAAGGACUUUCCUCUCAAACGAUUUGUCAACCUUCAUCACAAAGUUCUUUACAACAUUCUUCCAGACAAACUUCUCCUAAUAUCAAUGUCAAUAAUAACAACAACUCUCAAAUAUCAUCAAGACACUUGUCAAGUGUUCCUCCCCUACAAUCACAUCAACAAUUACUUUCGAAUUCACUUCAACCUAAUGUUUCAUCAUUGGAACAACGAUCUCAAAAACCGUCAGUUCUUUUACAACCUCUUCCGUCUAUCAUUAACACAACCACAUCUAAUACCAAUAAUACCAGUAAUACUCUCUUUCAACAAAUCAUAGCUUCGAACUCUAGAAAUCCUUUACAAAAUCAUCAACAACAACAACAACAACAACAACAACAACAACAUCAACAACAACAUCAACAACAACAUCAACAACAACAACAACAACAACAACAUCAACAACAACAUCAACAACAACAACAUCAACAACAUCAACAACAUCAACAACAGCAAUCCCCUUCUUUUUUGACUACUCAACAAAAGAACCAAAUUCAAUUAAUCCAUUCUUCUCAAUAUUCUUCCAUUGCACAAAAAUCAUCAAAACGACAGCAUCAAAAUAAUAUUCUUAUAGAUAGUGCAGUUGAAGAUGCAGCUCGAACUCUAUUAUUGCCUUCAAGAUUAAAUAAUGAUUUUAACUUUCAUCAUAAUCAACUUCCAAUCACCCCCACUUCUUCGUCUCAACAUAAAUAUUCUUUAGAGCAUGACUUGAUGGACAUUGAUGAAACUACGAGCAAUUCUUUUGAACAUAAUCAACAACAACAACGUGUUUGUAAAGAUGAUACAGAUGAAGAAAGUAUUAUAAAACAAGAAGAAAUAGGUCUAAUACCAUUUAAUAGAGGUCAUAAAUUAAAAAAUAGAGCUGAUGCAAUGAGUGCAAAAUCAAGAUUGAAAGCACCAUAUGACAUUUAUCAAGACAUUGAACAUAUCAAAAUACCAAAAGGACAAAGACGUCCAAUAAUUCAUAGAUUUCCUCAAGACUCCAUUCUAAAAGUUGUUCAAUAUUAUGGUGAUUCAGAAUUUGACCCUUACAAAGAUAUUAACGUUGAAGAGAAAUUAGAAGAUGUUAUCAAGAAGCCGCAAUAUAAAAGGAUUUUAAAUGACAAAGCGUUAACACACUGCGCUGCCUUCUUAAUGGAAAGAAUUGAAACCGAGAAAAAUUUUAAUAAAAUAAUUGGUAGAUUGAUGGCUGUAUUACAAGGCGAUGAUGCCAUGUAUCCAAACCUGGACUUUAGACUUAACCCUUCACCAGAAAUUGUUAGUACUCGUGUUGUCAAAGUUGAUGAAGAUGAAGGUGGUUUGGGUUUUGGUGUGCUUAAUGUUGGACUGCAAGGCAACGAUAGAAAUAAAGGUAUAAGAGCCCAAGAAGCUAAAGAUCAAGGAUUAGAAACUUUAAUCGCUGUUCGUGAACAAUUACAAGAACAACUAAGUAAUAGUAAUGAAGUUUUAAGAUGUUUGAUUGAAUCAAGGAACGGACUAUUAAAAGCUAUAAGACAAAAAAAAUUAUUGAAAAAUAGAAUUGUUUUAUUUGAUAAACACAAAAAAAAAUUGGAGAAAAAUGAAUCAAAAAGAAAUAAUCUACAACAAAAUUUCUAA